UAACCAGCGGUGUGCACUAGCACUCUUCCACCACCUGCACUCCUCCCGCACUCCUCCCACACUCCUCCCACACCCUACACCCUUCCCCUCUCCCAACUUCUCAGGAAACUUGCCGCAGCCAUGGCUCAACGUCCUUCCAACAUCGGUAUCAAGGCCAUCGAGCUCUACUUCCCCAGCCAGGUUCGUUGCACAUCCCCUACCUUUUGCCAGACAUUCCCCUUUUCAACCCCCCACUCGUUCCGCCCCUCCCAAUGCACAUACUCUCCUGACACCUGCUCCAGUGCGUCGAUCAGGCUGAGCUCGAGAAGUUCGAUGGCGUGUCUCAGGGCAAGUACACCAUCGGCCUCGGCCAGACCAAGAUGUCCUUCUGCGAUGACCGCGAGGACAUCUACUCGCUCGCCCUGACGACUCUCUCCACCCUCUUCAAGAAAUACAACAUCGAUCCCAAGUCAAUUGGCCGCCUUGAGGUCGGUACCGAGACGCUUCUAGACAAGUCCAAGUCCGUCAAGUCGGUUCUGAUGCAGCUGUUCGAGGAAUCGGGCAACUACAAUGUCGAGGGUGUGGACACGGUGAACGCAUGCUACGGUGGCACCAAUGCUCUGUUCAACUCGGUCAACUGGAUCGAGUCUUCCGCAUGGGAUGGCCGUGAUGCUAUUGUCGUUGCUGGAGAUAUUGCCCUGUACAAGAAGGGCAAUGCCCGUCCCACCGGUGGUGCGGGCUGCGUUGCCAUGCUCAUUGGCCCCGACGCCCCUGUUGCAAUCGAGCCCGGUCUGCGUGGAUCCUACAUCACCCAUGCCUACGACUUCUACAAGCCCGAUCUUACCAGCGAAUACCCCAUCGUGGACGGACAGUUCUCUAUCCGGUGCUAUACCGAGGCUGUGGACGCCUGCUACAAGGCCUACAACCAACGCUCGGCCGUUCUCAAGAGCCAGCAGAACGGCGUCAACGGAAAUGGCGUCAAUGGUCACUCGGAGGAGCUCGAGACUCCGUUGGACCGCUUUGACUACAUGUGCUUCCACGCUCCCACCUGCAAGCUCGUGUCCAAGUCGUACGCUCGCUUGCUCUACAACGAUUACCUCGCUGAUCCCUCCAACCCCAUCUUCGCCGAUGUUCCCGCAGAGCUCAAGGAUAUGGAUUAUGCUGCGUCGGUCACCGACAAGACUGUCGAGAAAACUUUCAUGGGUCUCGCAAAGAAGAGGUUCGCGGCUCGCGUUCACCCAAGCAUCCAAGUCCCUACCCAGUGCGGAAACAUGUACUGUGGUAGCGUCUACGGAAGUCUGUGCAGCUUGCUUUCCAACAUUCCCAACGAAACCGCCCAGGGAAAGCGCAUCGGCAUGUUCAGCUACGGUAGCGGGCUUGCCAGCUCCAUGUUCUCCUUCAAGAUCAGGGGAAGUAUCGAAGAGUUGCAGAAGAAGAUGGAUAUCCAGAAUAGGCUAGACUCGCGCCGUGUGGUUCCCCCAGAGGUGUACGACGAGAUGUGCAACCUCCGCGAGAAGGCUCACCUGCAGAAGGAUUAUACCCCCGUCGGCCAGACCGAAACCCUGUUCCCCGGCACUUACUACCUUACCGGCAUUGACAGCAUGUUCCGCCGCACCUAUGAGAUCAAGCAGUAGCCACCUUCUGGAUGAUAGCCGGCGUUUCCCUCCAAUUCUUCUCCCACAGUUUUGCAUUUGCAGGAGCCGGUAGCAUUCGGUAGUUUGGCUCGUGUUGCCUUGCAUUACUCGCCCUUCUUUAUCUCGCUUUCAAAACUCCUGAGGCGCGCCUGGAAAGA
Molecule: messenger RNA, 1771 nt
Organism: Westerdykella ornata
Lineage: Eukaryota; Fungi; Ascomycota; Dothideomycetes; Pleosporales; Sporormiaceae
Product: hydroxymethylglutaryl-CoA synthase
Exons: 3
Coding region: 360-1613 (417 amino acids)
Biological process (GO): acetyl-CoA metabolic process; ergosterol biosynthetic process
Molecular function (GO): hydroxymethylglutaryl-CoA synthase activity
Source: RefSeq, a predicted model, not a curated record